Grus americana (Whooping crane) is the source of this 4302-nucleotide messenger RNA. RefSeq names its product proline and arginine rich end leucine rich repeat protein (gene PRELP). The transcript has 3 exons. The coding region runs from base 163 to 1278 and encodes 371 amino acids. Gene Ontology annotation, cellular component: extracellular exosome. Gene Ontology annotation, molecular function: protein binding; heparin binding. NCBI's taxonomy places the organism in Eukaryota, Metazoa, Chordata, Aves, Gruiformes, Gruidae. The record is from RefSeq and is a predicted model, not a curated record.
CAGGAACAAAACCCCCACGCUCGUCCGAGGCUCACUCGUGGUGGAGCCGAGAGGAGGAGGAGGAGGAGGCGGAGGAGGAGGGAGACAGCCAGAGAGAAACUUGUCUUGGGGAUUAAUAAGAGGCAGGAGGAGGAGAGGUGCACACAGGGAAACAGCUGGACCAUGAAGGUGGCCUUCAGCUUGCUUCUCCCACUUGUUCUUGUGCUGAUCUCGGAGGUGAGCGGGCAGCGGAGGAAGCCUCCCCGAAAACCCACCCGCCCGCCUCCCGAGUUCGUUGAGCCCGUCGAGCCCACAGAGCUCCCUCCACCCCUGCCGCCGGGUCCCCCCUCCAUCUUCCCUGACUGCCCUCGAGAAUGCUACUGCCCCCCAGACUUUCCUUCUGCCCUCUACUGUGACAGCCGCAACCUGCGGAAGGUCCCCAUCAUCCCAUCCCGCAUCCACUACCUCUACCUCCAGAACAACUUCAUCGACGACCUCCCGGAGGAGUCCUUCAGGAACGCCACGGGGCUGAAAUGGGUCAACCUAGACAACAAUCGCAUCCGGAAGGUGGACAGGCGGGUCCUGGAGAAGCUGGAAAACCUCAUCUUCCUCUACAUGGAGAAGAACCAGCUCAAGGAGGUUCCUGCCUUCCUGCCACCCAACCUGGAGCAGCUGCGUCUGAGCAGGAACCAGAUCUCCAAGAUCCCUGCUGGGGUCUUCAACAAGCUGGAGAACCUGGUGCUCUUGGAUCUGCACCACAACAAGCUAAGCGAUGGGGUCUUCAACAAAAACACCUUCAAGGGACUCAAGAACCUCAUGCAACUCAACCUUGCCCACAACAUCCUGAGGAAAAUGCCCCCUGGGGUGCCCAGUGCCAUCCACCAGCUCUUCCUGGACAGGAACAAUAUUGAGGACAUCCCCAGUGACUACUUCAAGGAGUUCCCCAACCUGGCAUUCAUCCGGCUCAACUACAACCAGAUCUCUGACAAGGGGCUCCCCAAGAACUCCUUCAACCUCACCAACUUGCUGGUGUUGCAUCUGGCCCACAACAAGCUCACCAACGUCCCUUUCAUCAGCCCCAAGCUGGAGCACCUCUACCUAAAUAACAACUCCAUUGAAAAAAUCAACGGGACGCAGAUCUGCCCCACCUCGCUGAUGUCCAUCCAGGACUUCUCCCCCUCCGACCUGGACAGCGUGCCCCGGCUCCGGUACCUGCGGCUGGAUGGGAACCUCCUGAAACCCCCCAUCCCCUUGGACCUGAUGAUGUGUUUCCGCCUCCUGCAGUCCGUGGUUUUCUAGCCCUGCCCGGCAGCGUGCCUCUCCCAGCACUUGGCUUUGCACAGAGACUCGACCCCCGUCGGUGUUUGACACGUGGGACCCUCUUUGCCUCCCUCUCCCCCCGCUCACACCCCACCUCCAUCCCUCAUGCUUUCUCCCUCUUUCCACCCCUGCGGUGGCCGUGGUCACGCGUGGCAUGUGCAUCCUUGGGGACUGCUGUCUGCAGGGCAGCACCGCAUUGCAGCAGCCACCCCAGGGUGCAGCAUCAGCCCCCCGGGGUGGCUGCCACGCUCACCCCAGUUCCCUGCCUGUGGGCCCUGCCUUCUCUGCCCUCCCCCAGGCCAGCCCUGGAGCUGGCUCUGUCUCUCCCCUUCCACCCGGCAGAGUUUCAGGAGGUUGGAUUCGGUCCAAGCCAAAAGCAUCUCCGGAUGGAGCUGACGAGGGAGCCCGGGGGCCACCUCGCUGCAGGACUCGGGUUGUAUCCUUGCUCGGGGUGGCUGCGCCCGGAGAGCCCGCCGUGUCCCUGGGGAAAACUCCCCUGCGACGGAGGCGGAGCAGCGAUGCCCUGCGCUGGCGCCCCGAGGGUGCGGAUGGCCACGCUGCAGCCGGGGGGCGCAGGGCGAUGCCGGGCGGAGCGGGUGGCUGGGGGAGCGGGAGCGGGAUCGUGGCCGGGUCUGGCGCCGGACGGCAGGACCGGCAACGACACCUCGUGGCCAGAGCCACGUCCCAGGGCCCCGGGUGGGGGGGGAACACACACGCUCCUCCAGCCUGGGCCCUCCUGGGGGGCUUUGGCCUUGGCUCCGCAUUGCUCGGGAGGCAGAGGGGCUCGUUCCCUCGCGGCUGGUGUGAACUUGGCAGGAGGGAGCGGGGAGGUGGCCGGCCCCUGCAGCAGGAGCUGGGCUCUCCUGCACCCUGGGCGGGUUGCACCUUCCCCACACCCUCCUUUGCAAGACCGACCCCGUCCCCGGCUUUCACCCCUCCCAGGCUGCCCCCGGCAGCAUCAGUCCACGGUGCCGCAGCCCCUUCCCAGCAUCCUGCAUCCUCCCCCCGCUCGGGCUGCGGAGCCGCAGGGCUCAGCGCAUCGGCCGCAUCUGCCGCUUCCAGCAAACCCUGCCCUCCCUGGCGCAGGCAGGACCCGAAGCCGUGCGACCCUGAUGCUGGUGACCUGCUCCGGGCACAGGACCCCCGCCCGGGGGCAGAGCAGAGCCAGCCGCUCUGCAGCGAUGCCAGCAGGACAUUUGCUUUUGUAUUUGGGUACCUGGGGCCAGAUGCUGACGUGGGUGUAAAUCCCGGUUCUGCUGGGGCUGGGUUGACCCGUGAGAUCUCUGCUCUGCUCUCACAGUCCCUCUGCCCUCCUGCCUUGACUCCCAUCUCCUGGAAGUUUUACUCUGUUGCUUUCUUGAACCAAACACUCAUGACUGGUUUUGCUUCCCCCCCCCCCCCCCCCCCCCCCCCCCCCCCAGAAAGAAGGAAAGAAAAGGGAAAAAUAACUCUUUUGGAAAAGCUAUUUUUUAUUCCCCCUUCUCCCUGUUUUCACAUGUAUCGCCUCCCUCUUUGAUAGCUGUACCUGCAUAUAUAGGGUGUUCGGGUUUAGGGCAGGUUAUUCUCUUUUUUUCUUCCUGAUUCUCAGGAUUUAUAAUUAAGGCCAAGCAUUAGAGGAAACAAACAAACAAAACCAACCAAUUGAAAUAAGUAUUAAAGCAAUAAACCAAAGAAACCAGCUGUUACCUCCUUUGUGUUCAGCCACCAAAACUGACUCUUGUCCGAGAUGGGCACAGAAGGGCACCGUGUCCCGCUCCCCAGGAAUGGGACAGGGAUGCUCCCCGCAGCCUGGGGACACGCCGGUGGCCCUGGGAGCUGGGUGCUCCCCCCUUCCUAGCACUGGAAGGUUCAUUAAACCCCCCGUGCUAAUGCAGGCUUGUUUGCUCAUGAGAAAAGUCUUCCUCCAGUGGGCUUUGUUGGGUUCGACAGGUUUCAACCUUAAACCCGGAGACCCUAUGUAUAUAUUUAUAUAUAAUGUGUAUAUAUACUGGUAGACUGUACAGAUAUAUCUAGAGACAUAUGUAGUUCUCGACUGAUUUCAACUUAAAGAUAUUUUUCACUCCUACUCUCCGCAGCAGUGAAAAUAAAAUGAUUCACCAAGGGACCCAGCGCCGUGGUCGGACCUGCCUCUCUCUGCUCCAUCCCCAUCUUCCUCGCUGCACGGGAGCUGCUGCUUCAUUCAGGACCAGAUUUCCUCCGUUGGGGCCAACCUUCCCAACAGUCGGAGCUCGGUUGGGAGCCCCGUGAGGGGGAGACCCCGGGGGUCCCUGCAGCGGGAGGCUGGCGGGUUUGGAGGUGUUUGUGGUGUGCCCUUGCUUGAACCGAUGCUGGGUUGGACUCGCAGCAGCAGACCUGCAGAGCGGCGGUGGGCAGGCUUAUGGAGCAUGUGCCUGUCCUAACGAGCACCUCUGCUAAUUAAGAGAGCCCAACUUCCACUGCAGCUCCUAGAGCCGUGGCUGCAGCUGAUGGGUGUUAUCGUCCCUGCAAGCUGGCUGGGAGAAGCCGAUGGCCACGUGCGCUGCGUGUCACGGCAGGUCGCGUGAACUCAGGUUGAGCUGUCCCCAUGUCGCUUUUGUGCUCCCAGAGAAGCCGGAUGAACGUCCCCGGGGUGAGUUUGACCCAGGGGAACAGCACAGAGGGGCUCCAGGGUGUGUGUGGGGGUAGCCGGGGGGAGGCAUCUCUCCCACCCACAGCGAUGAGCCCGGAUCCAUCCCCAGGGCUGUGGUUGCGUGGGGUGCGCGCGUGUUUUCACACGAGCAGAACGGGUGUAGGCAGCGACUUAUCCUUCUGCCCAUCGCCGCAGCUUCAAAAAAUCUCCUCUUGCUGCUGCUCUCCCCACGUGAAUCAUGAGCGGAGAGGGAGGACGGCUGUGGGAGUGGGUGCGAACGCAUGGGCUGCGGCGUGGGGCUGCUCACGGGAGUGUGCACGCUGGCAGGAGGGGGAUGUGUGUGUGUGUGUGCAGAGCAGGCACAGGCAGCGAGCUCCCCUUAUGUUUUUGUGCUG